UUUGAAGACCGAGAUGACACAGAAUGAGAGAGAGUGUGUGUGAUGGAGACUGUGAGCAGAGUGGAUGGUGCAGUAGUGUCAGGAGAGCUUGUAGGUGAUGGAGGUGAUGGAGGUGUGGGGUCUGUGGAGCUGUGUCUGACCGGAGGCUCUCCGUGGGGCUUCACUCUCAGAGGAGGACUGGAGCAUCACGAGCCGCUGCUCAUCACCAAGGUGGAGGACGGGAGUCGAGCGGCGCUGGGUCGACUCCAGAUCGGUGACGAGAUAGUCAGUGUGAACUCGGUUCUUCUCAGCGGUUACAGACUGGAGGCCAUUUGUCUGGUGAAAAGCUCACAUAAGAAGCUCUCUCUGGGAAUAAAACGAUGGAGCCACAAUGAUGGGCUGGGUCACGCGGUGUCGAGUUUCUCCUCAGCGUCUGACGGAAGGUGUAGCUUCACUCUAUAA
Messenger RNA from Sinocyclocheilus rhinocerous, 441 nucleotides. RefSeq names its product protein Shroom2-like. Gene Ontology annotation, cellular component: cortical actin cytoskeleton; apical plasma membrane; adherens junction. Lineage: Eukaryota; Metazoa; Chordata; Actinopteri; Cypriniformes; Cyprinidae. The transcript has 3 exons. The record is from RefSeq and is a predicted model, not a curated record. Gene Ontology annotation, biological process: actin filament organization. Gene Ontology annotation, molecular function: actin filament binding. The coding region runs from base 43 to 441 and encodes 132 amino acids.